AUGCUGAUCAAAGUCCGCACCCUUACCGGCAAGGAAAUCGAGCUCGACAUCGAGCCCGACUACAAGGUUGCCCGGAUAAAGGAGCGCGUCGAAGAAAAAGAGGGUAUCCCCCCUGUCCAACAACGACUUAUCUUUGGCGGAAAACAAAUGGCAGACGACAAGACAGCAUCCGAAUACUCCCUAACCGGCGGCGCAACCUUGCACCUUGUUCUCGCCCUGCGCGGUGGUCUGUAA
Molecule: messenger RNA, 234 nt
Organism: Penicillium cosmopolitanum
Lineage: Eukaryota; Fungi; Ascomycota; Eurotiomycetes; Eurotiales; Aspergillaceae
Product: NEDD8 family protein RUB1
Exons: 4
Coding region: 1-234 (77 amino acids)
Biological process (GO): modification-dependent protein catabolic process; regulation of proteolysis; protein neddylation
Cellular component (GO): nucleus; cytoplasm
Molecular function (GO): protein tag activity; ubiquitin protein ligase binding
Source: RefSeq, a predicted model, not a curated record